AUGCCGCUGAGCAGGUGGGAUGUCGACCAGUAUGUGUCCAACCCACCCAGAGGCUUGGAGGCCCGCUUUGGGGCCAUCUUGCCGGAGGCAGACCUCUUUGACCCUGGGCUGUACGGCGUCAAAUGGUCGGAGGCCACGAGCAUGGAUCCCCAGCAGCGGCUGCUCCUGGACUGCGCCGCGGAGCUGUCAGCCUGCCGCGCUCUCCUGCCCAGCACCGCCAUUGCCGUGGGUAUAGGGGCCGUGGAUUACCUGGAUCUCACUGCCCGACAGGCACUGACCCUCUACUUUGCGAGCGGGGGAGCCAGCAGUGUCGCAGCCGGAAGGCUGUCGUAUGUUUUCGACCUGCACGGGCCCUCCCAGUGCAUCGACACCGCCUGCUCCUCCUCGCUGGUAGCCCUGCAUGCUGCGGCCCAGGACGUGAGGUCGCUGGACAGCGAGGAGGCCCUGGCGGCGGGGGUCAGCCUCACCCUGACUCCCCUGAGGACCGCAGCCUUUGCCAUCACUGGCAUGCUGGCUGCUGAUGGGCGCUGCAAGACCCUGGAUGCCGCGGGGGACGGGUACGUCCGCGGCGAGGGCUGCUCCAUGCUCCGCCUGGGCUCGCAAUUCAGCGCAGUCCUCGGCCGCGCCCCUGGCAACACAUGCCUGCUGGCCGCCACGGCGGUGAACCAGGACGGGCGGUCCUCGGCCCUCACCGCGCCCUCCGGCCCCGCUCAGGUGGCCGUGGUUCGCGCCGCGCUGGGCGCCGCCCACUUGACCCCGGCCAGCCUGGCGGCGGUGGAGCUGCACGGCACGGGCACCGCGCUGGGCGACCCCAUCGAGCUGGGGGCGUUGGCCGGCCUGAUCCCGGCCCGCGCCGGCCCGGUCCUCACGGCAGCCAAGUCGCGCGUGGGGCACGGGGAGACGGCGGCCGGCAGCACGGGGGUGCUGCACGCCCUGGACCAGAUGGAGCGCGGCGCCUACGCCGCGCUCACCCACCUCCGCGAGCUAAACCCACAUGUGCAGGGAGCCGUCGGCCGCCGUGCGUUCCUCCUGCCCCGUCAGGAGGCUCCCCUGAACCGGAGGGAGGGCGCGAGGGUGGCGGGAGUGUCCGCAUUCGCGUUCCAGGCUAGUUGUCAGGGGGUAAUUUGA
This is a messenger RNA of Auxenochlorella protothecoides, 1128 nucleotides long. Its product is annotated as Phthiocerol synthesis polyketide synthase type I PpsC. The transcript is spliced from 4 exons. Gene Ontology annotation, biological process: fatty acid biosynthetic process. Lineage: Eukaryota; Viridiplantae; Chlorophyta; Trebouxiophyceae; Chlorellales; Chlorellaceae. Bases 1 to 1128 code for a protein of 375 amino acids. Gene Ontology annotation, molecular function: 3-oxoacyl-[acyl-carrier-protein] synthase activity; fatty acid synthase activity. The record is from RefSeq and is a predicted model, not a curated record.